AUGAAAAGGUGUAGUAGUAUNNNNAUCCGAUGGCUGCAUCGAUUGAAAAAGCGAUGGAGGGUCAGCAAGAAUUCAUCGUUCUAUGCGCACGCCCAGAUGAUCGACAUUCAUUGGGAUGAUGAAGAUGUCUAUGAUGAUGAGCGGCAAGAUAUUGAUUCUGAUAUCGAUGAGCCGAUAGAAUAUUGA
Messenger RNA from Perkinsus marinus ATCC 50983, 186 nucleotides. RefSeq lists its product as hypothetical. Lineage: Eukaryota; Perkinsozoa; Perkinsida; Perkinsidae. Bases 1 to 186 code for a protein of 61 amino acids. The record is from RefSeq and is a predicted model, not a curated record. The transcript is spliced from 4 exons.